Molecule: messenger RNA, 1548 nt
Organism: Oryza sativa Japonica Group (Japanese rice)
Lineage: Eukaryota; Viridiplantae; Streptophyta; Magnoliopsida; Poales; Poaceae
Product: UPF0481 protein At3g47200
Source: RefSeq, a predicted model, not a curated record
AUGGCGAGCUUCCUGGUGGCGUGGGGGCUCGCCACACGGCAGCCUCUCUUCGUCACCGUGCCACUCGGAUGCCAUGCUGUUGCUUAUUCCGGUAAACAACAAGACCUGUUCAAGCUGUGCUCUGCUGGCCAUCUAUGGCAAGCUCAUGAUCUGUGUCAAUCCACCAUUGCGAUGGAAGUGCCGGAGAUCGCAGUCGAAGUGGCGCCGGAGAUCAUCAUCGCCGUCGAAAUGCCGGAGGCGAUCAACACCACCAUUGUGCGGCUCCCCAUGUACAUGCAGGAGGCGAACAAGGGCCUGUUCAAGCCAAGGGUGGUCUCUAUCGGGCCAUACCACUACGGUCAGGGGAGCACCCUCGACAUGGAAACUCACAAGGACCGAUUUCACCAUGCUUUCUUCCAGCGGUUAGGCAACCAUGUCAACCAUCAAGACUUGAUCGCUCAGUGCACUGAAGGUGCAAUGCAGUGCUACAACGGCAAUGUUGACUUCAGGCUCUACACCCUGGAGAAGCUCAUGCACGACGGGUGCUUCAUUCUUGAGCUCCUCAUCCAGUGGGAAGAGGGAGAGCAUGCCCAUGUCGAUGAUCACAUGCGAUUGAUGUCCAACAGCAUAUACUACGACCUCCUCAUAGUCGAUAACCAGGUACCUUUCUUCGUUCUCGCUAGGCUGUUUGAAGAAUUCAGGAGGUACAACGGUGAACAUCCUAUCGUCCUAGUAAAUACCCCGUUGGUUAACCUCAUCAGCAAUUUCUUCAACUAUGAUGGCCAGUUUUCCUGGGUUCAUUCAAACCUGCUGAAUGAGGAUCUCCCUAAUGCAAACCAUCGCCAUUUGCUUGAGAUUCAAUACAACCUUGUCAUCCGCAGAAACAAUAAUAGAAAUAACAAUGAUGAGCAGAUGCAUUAUUAUAGUUGCCUGUGUGGUUUGUGCAGCAGAAACAUUUGCCAUAAAUCACCUAUGCCGCUAGGAAUCCCUGGGGCAAACGAGCUGCAAGACUACGGCGUUAAAUUCCAUCAGAAAGAGAAUCACCGGAUCACCGACAUAUUCGACGUGACAUUCUCGCAUAAAACGAUGAGCAUCCCUCAGUUCAAGAUCAACUUCGGCUCCAAGAUCCUACUGGCAAAUCUCUUCGCCUACGACCAAAUCGCUGGCCAACAAGGGAGAAAUAAUAACGGCGUCGUCGUAGGUCCCGUAACGAGCUACGUCGCGCUCAUGAACGCGCUGAUCAACACGAAGAAAGACGUGAUGGUUCUACAGCGGGAGGGCAUCCUGGACAACCUGCUGUCGAACGAGGAAGAGGUGGCCUCCUUCUUCAACAGGCUCGGCAGAUGCGCCUUGGUGGAUGUCAGCAACCACCGUUACACUGGCAUGUUCGAAGAUGUCAACAGGUACUGGAGGUACGGAUGUUGCUGCAAGCAUUUUGUCACCUUUCGCAUGAAGCAUUGCAGGAACCCGUGGACUUGCCUCUCGCUGAUGGGUGCUAUUUUGCUCUUGUUUAUCUCAUUGAUCUCCAUGAUCUACACCAUCCUCCAAUACUACAACCGUCGGCAGUAG